Messenger RNA from Populus trichocarpa (black cottonwood), 866 nucleotides. Its product is annotated as NAD(P)H-quinone oxidoreductase subunit S, chloroplastic. The record is from RefSeq and is a predicted model, not a curated record. NCBI's taxonomy places the organism in Eukaryota, Viridiplantae, Streptophyta, Magnoliopsida, Malpighiales, Salicaceae. The coding region runs from base 113 to 790 and encodes 225 amino acids. Gene Ontology annotation, biological process: photosynthetic electron transport chain. The transcript has a single exon.
AUUGAGUGACAGGACACGAGGACUAUCCAUCAAUAUAGCAUUUGUGGCUAAGAUUAGAAGAGAAGGCCCCUCUCCUUUCACUCUUCAAGGCUGGCUUCUGUAAUACCAAACUAUGGCUUCUUCCAUCACCCUUCAAAGUACUCUACUUAGGUCCAGCUUUCUAGGUCAAAACAACUUCCCCAAUCAUCCUCACAAACCAUACUCUUUGAUCCCCAAAGAACAUAGGUUGAAAAUAAAAACAUGUGCCAAAUUCGACCCUUUUGAGAUCUUGGGAGGCAGAGGGCUCUGCAAUGGAGAAAAAGGCGUGCAACAAGAGCUACAGAGAAACAUUGAAGAGGAGGCACCACCAGCUGCUGGUGAAGAGGAGUAUUCAGGUAACUUGGAAAUAUCAAGUGUGCCGGAAGAUGGUUUCGAAAAGGAGCUGAUGGGAUUAACAGGGGGCUUUCCUGGUGGAGAGAAGGGAUUGGAAAAAUUCAUCGAGGAAAACCCCCCUCCAAAGAAACAACCAGCUGCGAAGCUUACAAUCACAAACAAGCCAAAACCACCAGAAUUGCCACUGUUGUUGCCUGGUAUGAUUGCCAUUGUGAAGAACCCAAAUAACCCAUUUUACAUGUACACUGGCAUUGUUCAGCGAAUCACUGAUGGAAAAGCUGGGGUUAUCUUUGAAGGAGGAAACUGGGAUCGGUUAGUAACUUUCCGCCUGGAAGAGCUGGAGCGUAGGGAGAAGGGCCCUCCAGGCAAAAAUCCCAGGUCCGCAAUAAUUGAAGAAUUCUAUGGAACUGAAUCAUAAUCGACCACCUGGUUGCAUUUUCCUGUUGCAAAUAAUGUUUGUUCAUCUGCUUUAUGUAUGUGCCAGUUCCAGUUUA